CUAUAAAUCAAGAAAACAUAAAUAAAGACCAAUAAACAGAUCUGAAACUUAUUUAGCAUUGCAGCAACAUAAUUCUUGCAGUUUCCACAGUGAACAAAUGUUAAAGCAUCAAAUCUGUGCUGUGCUGCUCCUUAUGGAGUUUAAGGUGCUUGUUGCAGCUCAAAGUAGUUGUCCAGCUAAUGCUGGGGUGCCGGGCUCACCGGGACACAACGGCAGCCCUGGCAGAGAUGGAAGAGACGGGUUUCCUGGACCAAAUGGAGAAAAAGGAGAUCCAGGAGUUGGUGCACAGGGACCCCCAGGUAAAAUAGGACCAGCAGGGCCAGCAGGGCCAGCAGCACCAGCAGGUGCUGUUGGCCCUAAAGGGCAGAAAGGAAGUCCAGGUCCACAAGGCACUGCUGCUGACAUUAAUUUAAUUACAAAACUUCAAUUAGACAUCAAAAAACUAACAGACAGACUCAGUGGAAUAGAGAAAGCUUCCAGGUUUCGCAUAUUUAGGAAUAUUGGAGGAAAAUACUAUGUGUCUGAUGCGCUGACAGCAAAUUACAAUGAUGGAUUGAAGUUCUGCGCAAAUGCAGGGGGAAGAAUUGCCCUGCCAACAAGUAAAGAGGAAAAUAACUUGUUAAUGUCAUUGCAUGCUGUCCUUGGAUCUUCUUAUAUAAUGAUUGGAACAACAGACAUUCAGAUAGAGGGGACAUUUGUAGAUAUGCACAAUCAACCUCUGACUUUUACCAAAUGGAAGAAAAAUGAACCUAAUGAUUAUCGUGGAAGUGAGGACUGUGUUGCCAUCUUAACAGAUGGUGAAUGGAACGAUGUUAAGUGUAACUCAGAGUGGCACGUGGUGUGUGAACUACAAAUGUAAUAAAUUUCGGAGAACAUUUAAAGUAAUUAUUUC
This is a messenger RNA of Sinocyclocheilus grahami, 892 nucleotides long. Its product is annotated as mannose-binding protein C-like. Bases 98 to 859 code for a protein of 253 amino acids. The record is from RefSeq and is a predicted model, not a curated record. Gene Ontology annotation, cellular component: multivesicular body. The transcript is spliced from 4 exons. Lineage: Eukaryota; Metazoa; Chordata; Actinopteri; Cypriniformes; Cyprinidae.